CAUAAAUUUUAUAUGUAUUUAUGUACCACCGUUUCUAUCUCCCCAUGUCUCAGCAAACAAACACAACUCAAGAUAAUAGAUAAUGGUUGGCACGCAAGUGUGAUACAAUAGAGAAAUAUGGAUCAAGAGUCUUCUCCUCACGAGGCCAUGUUUCUGGUGUUAGGUUACCUUCCAGUCUACGAGCUUUUAUUGAUGUCUCAAGUUUGCAGGUCACUGAGAGAUGCACUGAACAACGAUGUGCUGCCAUGGCUAAACAUCCUUGUUCAAAGGCCUCUCAGUUCUCGACUCUCUGAUCACACUCUCAUCAACAUCACCUCCAAGGCCAAUGGUGGCCUCAAAACACUCUCUCUCAUCAACUGCAUCCACAUCACGAACCACGCCCUUCAAACCCUCGUUCGUCAAAACCCUCACAUAACAAAGCUGCACAUACCAGGAUGCAGCAGCAUAACCCCCGAAGGAGUCGUAGCAGCCGUGACAACACUCUGCCAUGGAAGCAAUUGCUUAAGAACCUUGAGAAUUAACGGCAUCUAUAACCUAAACAGGGAGCAUCUACGCACGCUGGCUUCUUGCCUUAACAACAACCUUCAAUUAGAGCAGCAACCUCCUCUCUUCUAUCACGAACGCCACAGAGAAAGGGAGAGGAUUAUUGAUUUGGAGGCAUGUCCCAAGUGCUAUGAGGCGAGGGAGGUUUAUGACUGCCCGAAGAGAGAGUGCGAGUGCAGAGCAUGCAGUUUCUGUAUUCCAAGAUGUGAAAACUGUGGUGGCUGCAUUGCAUCAGAACAAGUGGAAGAGGCUGCUUGUUCAGAUAUCUUGUGCCUUAAUUGCUGGUUACAUGAGCGUCCCAAAUGCAGUUUCUGUAACAAGCCAUACUGUAGGCAACACACUUCAUGGUGGCCCAAUUCUUCUGACUCUACAUUCGUUUGUAGAGUUUGCCAAGAAAAUUCAAGUGGAUAUACCUACAUGGAUGACUUUAUGUAAUCAUCAAUAACUUAUUCACAUUUAUCUAUGUAUAUGAAUAAGCUGCUGGGCGUUGUUUCCCCUGUUAA
Molecule: messenger RNA, 1046 nt
Organism: Arachis duranensis
Lineage: Eukaryota; Viridiplantae; Streptophyta; Magnoliopsida; Fabales; Fabaceae
Product: F-box protein SKIP28
Exons: 2
Coding region: 118-978 (286 amino acids)
Cellular component (GO): cytoplasm
Molecular function (GO): protein binding
Source: RefSeq, a predicted model, not a curated record